UCAGCGACCGGCCCGAGGCCGCGCCCGCUCUCGCUCCCUCUGGCUGUGCGGGGCCUGUGAUGGCGGCGGCGCGGCCUGCGCUGGCUCGGGCCUUGCUGCAGCAGUGCGUAUCCGCCCGGCUGCAGGUGAAGCCGCCCGAAAAGGGCUGUGAGGCCGAAUGGGUUGAGAUCCAGAGAGGGCUUGUUAUCUACAUAUGCUUCUUCAAAGGUGCUGAUGAGGAUCUUGUUCCAAAAAUCGUCAAUAUGCUGUUGAAUGUUAAAUUAAGUGAAAAUGAGAGUGGCGAGUACGUUUCUGUUCUUGAUUUACCAGGCGAUGUGCUAAUCAUCCCACAAGCUACCCUGGGCGGUAAACCCAAGGGAAGAAAGAUGCAAUACCAUGUAAACAUUGAAAAAGAAAAAGGGCUGGAACUUUAUUCUCAGUUUGUGACUUUGUGUGAAAAAGAACUGUCUGCCAGUGCUAAAUGUGUGGAAGCAGGUGUUCUUGUCAAGCACGGCAUGUAUGGAAACAGGCAGGUUUUAAAACUGGAUACAAACGGACCUUACACUCAUCUGAUUGAAUUUUGAAAAAAAAAAAAAAAAAGAAAUGAUAUCCUGGAUACAGUACUGGCCUGCAACUGUUGUGGUGGUUUUUUUGUUUUUUGGGUUUUUUUUUCCCUAAGCAUUAGUGUACUUAAAUGAUUUGAGAGAUACACUGUAAGAAAGACUUUCACUCACCUGUACUGAUGUUGCCAAUCUCAUUAAAUAGAAGGAUGCCUGA
This is a messenger RNA of Colius striatus (speckled mousebird), 756 nucleotides long. It is a transcript of the gene DTD2, whose product is annotated as D-aminoacyl-tRNA deacylase 2. Gene Ontology annotation, molecular function: D-tyrosyl-tRNA(Tyr) deacylase activity. The coding region runs from base 60 to 563 and encodes 167 amino acids. The record is from RefSeq and is a predicted model, not a curated record. NCBI's taxonomy places the organism in Eukaryota, Metazoa, Chordata, Aves, Coliiformes, Coliidae. Gene Ontology annotation, biological process: tRNA metabolic process. The transcript has 3 exons. Gene Ontology annotation, cellular component: cytoplasm.